Messenger RNA from Penicillium angulare, 990 nucleotides. Its product is annotated as alpha/beta hydrolase. NCBI's taxonomy places the organism in Eukaryota, Fungi, Ascomycota, Eurotiomycetes, Eurotiales, Aspergillaceae. The record is from RefSeq and is a predicted model, not a curated record. The transcript has a single exon. The coding region runs from base 1 to 990 and encodes 329 amino acids.
AUGUCUGAUUUGCCAACUCUCGUCUUAGUACCUGGAUCAUGGCAUCAGCCAGUAUGCUACGACAAGAUUGUGAAACUCCUCCAAGAACAGCACAAGCUGAGAUGCGCCACCGUGACUCUCCCUUCAACGCUAGAUAACCCAUCUGCCACAUUCAAAGACGACCUAGAUGCUGCACAAAAGGUCAUAUCCAAUGAAAUAAGUCAAGGUCGUAAUGUCGUUGUCGUGGCUCACUCCUACGGCGGCAUGGUAGGCAAUAGUGCUGUCAAGGGCUUCACCCGACCGAAACCCGGAGAUCUCACAACUACUCAAGAUCAGUCCCAGUCUCAAUCAACAGGCUAUGUGAUCGGCAUCAUUCUCAUAGCCUCCGGCUUUACAUUGACCGGUCUAGCCUUCAUGGAUCCAUUCCUCGGCCACCCACCACCAGCAUGGGUUGUUAAUAAAGAAACCGGUUAUGCGGAUAUUGUCGUCUCUCCUCGCGAGUUCUUCUAUCAUGAUGUACCUGACGAUGAAGCGGAGUUCUGGGUCUCAAAGCUUACCACGCAAAGUCUUAAGGCUUUGUUCGAGGGCGCGGAAUAUACCUAUGCUGGAUGGCAGGAUGUACCGGCUUGGUAUAUUGGUACCGUUGAGGAUCGAGGAUUACCUGUUCUGGCGCAGCGGAUGAACGUCGGCAUGGCGAGGGAGAUGGGAGGUAAAGUUCAGCAUAGAGAGUUGCAGACGAGCCAUUCUCCGUUUUUGAGUCAGCCUGAGGCGACGGUUAAGAUUAUGGUGGAGGCUGUUGAGUCUUUCACGGGGAUGUCUGUGGCGACUCAGAGUAGUGAAGAUGCGGAGCCGUCGAGGGCAUUGAUUACUGUUCCGGGGGCUAGGGUUUUGCAACCCUUUUCUUGGUUGAAAUUUGGGUUACCUCUUGCUUUUGGUCAUCUUUUAGGAAGGGGAAUUGUCAUUUUUGGUUGGGGGCGGAGAGCUUGGAGAUCUAUUUUCAGUUCGCGCUGA